AUGUCGGCGGUCAGCCUCCAAGAACACGGUCGAAGGAGAUCGGUCUUCAAGGAAACCGGCCUUAUGAACGAUGACCCGCUUGUACGGUCUGUAACACCCCAGCCGGUUCAACGACCCCUUCACAACAUCCGCUUCGAGAGUACAUCGGACAUCUCAGUAUCGUCGGACGAUUGGGAUGAAUUGGAGGGAGGAGAUGCGGUCGAAAGCGACGACGAACCGUUCUCAACAUUCAACUCAACCAACAUGACCUCAGCUAAAGUUCACCCCUUGGCUUCCCGAUCGCUUAAACUCUUGACGUACCACCGCCUCGGGAUACUUGCAGCCAUACUGCUCAUCGCAGUACCCAUUCUUCACAACACGCCGAUACUUGGCAAAUCCGAACACACGAUGCUUGGAGCAAGAGGAGGCGUGAUACCGCGAGAGGCCACUACACCAGCUGAUUUAGGUGACCAUGCGCUACUGAAGAGGCAGGACACGCAAACUAGUAUAUGCAAGAGGUGGAGCCACCAAAGCGCAGUCGUCAACGGUACUUUGUGGGUAUAUGGCGGUCGCAGAAUGGACGAUGCCAGCCAGACGAGCAACCAUUGGAACAACGACUUCCUGACUUACGAUUUGACCAACUCCUGGCAGAUCUCGUCGCCUGCCGUAACCGGCCUCCCGCGUCCCUCCGGUCUGCCCGCUGUGUCAAACGGUUACUUGUGGCACUCCCGCACGUCUCUCUUCAUGUAUGGAGGAGAGUUCUCGGAUAAUCCGAUUAACCCACCGACCUCUAACUCGCUUUGGGAGUACAACAUUCUGGCCAGCGAAUGGAUCGAACAUCGCAACCCGCAAACCUCUGCCGGCGAAAACGCGGUGGCCGCUGGCCAGGCAGUUCAACGCUCAGCAGAGGGAGCAGGCGCAGGUGUCGCCGCUUUGGGAAGGGGAUGGUAUUUUGGAGGCCAUCUCGACACCCACACGACCGAGGGCUGGUCGAUCCAAGUUGCUCGGAUAUAUCUGAAGUCCCUUCUUGAGUUCACCCUUCCUGGCUUCUCGAACAGCAAUGUCGAAACCCUCUCCGGCGGGCAGACUGCGGGCGAAGGCGGCGUGUGGCGCAACAUCACCGAAGGUGGUUUGCAGGAUGAGGCUGGUUUCACCGAGCGUGCUGACGGAAUUCUUGUCUACGUCCCUGGUUUCGGCGAGGAAGGUAUUCUACUUGGACUUGCAGGUGGUGAUACUAGAACUUUUACGCAAAUGAACGUUAUCGAUGUAUACGACAUUGCAACCUCAACCUGGUACAAGCAAGCCACCGACGGCCCAAGACCCAAAGAACGGGUGAACCCGUGCGCAGUCGUCGCAGCCGCCGCCGACGGUACUAGCUACAACGUCUACAUGUGGGCCGGCCAGAACCUCCAGCCAGCCGGCGAGCAGAUCCAAUACGACGACAUGUGGAUCCUGACGCUGCCCGCCUUCACCUGGAUCCAGGUUGAUCAAACCAACCAACCCGUCCCUUACGGCCGGUCCGGCCACACGUGCCACAUCUGGGACGGGCAGAUGGUUGUUGUAGGCGGCUACGUGGGGCAAGACCUCAGCUGUGACAGCCCCGGCGUCUACGUGUUCAAUCUCUCCAGCCUCGAAUGGGUGAACCAUCCAGAGAACCUCGCGUCUAACAACCCCUUUAGCCAGCAACUCUCCCAGCGCGGUUCAGACAUCGGCUCCGGCCUUGAAGGCUCCUACGGCUACGCCGUCCCAGAGGCCGUCAUCUCCGUCAUCGGCGGCUCGCCCACCGGCGGUGCCACCGUUACCGUCCCAAUGCAGUCCGCGACCGCGGGCCCCAUGGCCACCGGUCGCGCCAUCACCUACACAGUCACCGCCUCGGACGGCUCUACCAUCACCGCGACCGCGGUCCCUAACCCCGAUGGCAGCUAUGGUAACCAGGGCAGCAGCGGCCCCAACAUCGGCGCUAUUGUCGCCGGCGUCGUGGCUGGCCUCUUCUUCCUCAUAGCCUGCUACUUCGCCUUCUGCGCCUGGGUUUACCGCAAACAGCUCAUUCUGUACAAGAACCACGUCGCCAUGGCCCAGCGCAACGCAGCCGACCCGUCCCGCGCGGAGAAAGACGCCUUCCUCGUCCCGGAGUCCAGCGCCAAGACGAGCAGUGAUCGCCGCGGGCCAGAUGGCGUCAAGAUCUCAAGCGAGAGCGCGUCGGCGGUUACCGCGAGCGCAGGGGCCGGAAGCGCAAGAGGGAAUGGGCGGCCCGCCGGGUCUACUGCGGCGGGCGUGGAUGGGAUCUAUCCGACGCCGACGAGGGAUGCGCUCGGCAGGAGUAGUUCCGCGGGGAGCAGCACGGACGAUCUGCUUGCGGGCCAGGAACCGACAUUCUGGGGUACCAAGGGCGUGUUGUUGAACCCGAGGAGGAGUUUGAGGGUUAUUAAUCGCGACUAA
Molecule: messenger RNA, 2418 nt
Organism: Coniosporium apollinis CBS 100218
Lineage: Eukaryota; Fungi; Ascomycota; Dothideomycetes
Exons: 3
Coding region: 1-2418 (805 amino acids)
Molecular function (GO): protein binding
Source: RefSeq, a predicted model, not a curated record